This is a messenger RNA of Didymodactylos carnosus, 1572 nucleotides long. The record is from the annotation of a GenBank genome assembly. Lineage: Eukaryota; Metazoa; Rotifera; Eurotatoria; Philodinida; Philodinidae.
AUGAAAUUAAUAUUUUUCUUGCUUCUUCUUCGUCAUCUAUGUGCGUUCAAAAGCUCAACAAAAGGUAUUGAUCUUCUCUUCAGUACCAUUUCUGAGUUACAAAUAGCUCUCGAGUCCAAUUGGAUAACCUCACGUGAUCUUGUCACCUGGUAUUUGGAGCGUAUCGAUGAAGUUAAUAAAGAUCUUCGUGCUGUUAUUGAGACAAAUCCUGAUGCACUGGUAAUCGCUAAGCAGUUGGAUAGCGAACGAAAAGAAAAGGGAGCACGUAGUCCGCUGCAUGGCAUUCCAGUUUUGGUGAAAGAUAACAUUGCUACUGCCGAUAAAAUGAACACAACUGCCGGUUCCUAUGCUCUGCUCGGUUCAAGAGUACCACGAGAUGCUGGCGUUAUUUACCGAUUGAGGAAAGCAGGAGCCAUUAUUCUCGGAAAGGCGAGUAUGUCAGAAUGGGCUGCUUUUAGAUCCACGAACGAAACGCGCGAAGGCUGGUCGGCACGAGGUGGUAUGUCGGCAUCAGCCUACAUCAAAGAUGGCGAUCCAUGUGGGUCAAGCUCUGGUUCAGGAAUAGCGGCAUCGAUCGGUUUGAGUGCAGCAACACUGGGAACAGAGACCGAUGGUUCAAUAGUAUGUCCAGCCAGUAGAGCAUCAAUCGUUGGGCUCAAGCCAACUGUAGGCCUAACAUCUCGUGCAGGUGUAAUACCAAUCUCACAUACGCAAGAUUCCGUUGGUCCUAUGGCACAAACAGUAAGAGAUGUUGCAUUGGUAUUAGAAAUAAUUCAGGGUAUCGAUCCUCAUGAUAAUGCAACGCUUGAUAUGGAUGCAGUACGUCCAUGCAACUAUACACAGUUUCUUCUCGGCUCAGAAGGUUUCAAGAAUAUGCGCUUGGGCGUCGUUCGCCGAGGCAUCUUUGAUAAUUCAUCCAGUGUAACCGUAUCUCAAGAACAAGUGAAUGCUGCUAAUGACGCGAUCAAAUUGAUGAAAAAGCUCGGCGCACACAUCCAAGAUCCAGCUGAUAUUGAAACUAUAGAUGAAAUUAACCGAUCAGCUGCUGAACUGACGGUUCUGAAUACUGAUUUCAAACAAGACAUAAAAGCUUAUUUAAGUGAACUGACGAACACGAAUAUUAAAACAUUGGCUGAUCUCAUUCAGUUUAAUCGAGAGCAUCAAGAUGUAGAAUUUUCAAAAUACAUGAUCAAUCAAAAUCAAUUUGAAGCUUCAGAAAAUACCACCGGUUACGACAGUGACGAAUACAUACAAGCCGUUGCUACCAGUCUGAGACUAGGGCGAAAAGAAGGAAUCGAUUAUACAUUAGACAAGUACAAACUAGACGCAUUAAUCAUGAUUGGUGAUGGAGCAUCGACGGCUUCUGCCAUUGCACGUUACCCGAUAAUCAGUGUACCAUUGGGCUAUUUAACUAAGCAGAAUGGCAUUAACGAGGCACUUUCUGGUACACCAUUCGGUAUGUUAUUUACUGGUCGAGCAUGGAGUGAGGGAACUUUGUUAAGACUAGCGCAUGCAUUCGAACAAGCGACUCAUAUUCGAGAAAAAGUUCGACCACAAUUUGCUCCAGAAUAA